This is a messenger RNA of Zophobas morio, 3435 nucleotides long. RefSeq names its product vesicle-fusing ATPase 1-like. The record is from RefSeq and is a predicted model, not a curated record. Gene Ontology annotation, molecular function: ATP hydrolysis activity; ATP binding. Gene Ontology annotation, biological process: Golgi to plasma membrane protein transport; SNARE complex disassembly; intra-Golgi vesicle-mediated transport. The transcript is spliced from 14 exons. Gene Ontology annotation, cellular component: Golgi stack. Lineage: Eukaryota; Metazoa; Arthropoda; Insecta; Coleoptera; Tenebrionidae. The coding region runs from base 307 to 2529 and encodes 740 amino acids.
UUUUUAAAAACGCAACCAGCAAUACACUCCGCACAAUUGUCAUCAUUGUUGCAAUAAAUAGCUAUUCUUUUAGUCAUAGAAUAUUUGUAUAAUUAAUAACAAAAAAGCAACCGCUUUUUUAAGUGAUGGUGCAAUCUUGACAAAUUUGUGACCGCGGCUGUGAUUACAACAGACGUAAAGUGAGGUUAUGUUGAUUCGUGAAAGUCCCAUCAAAAGUAUUGAUUUUCCCAGCUUUUCACUGAAACCUGCAUUGCAGUUAGUUUAAACCGAAGUUUCACGUUGUAACAUUCACAUAAGAACACAAAAAUGUUAUUCAGGGUAUCCAAGUGCCCCUCAGACGAACUGUCAUUAACAAACUGUGCUGUAGUGAAUGAUGGAGAUUUUUCACAAGCUACCGAACACGUUGAAGUAGUUACGGGGGGUAAUCAGAAGUACAUUUUUUCAAUAAAGAAAGAUUCAAGAGUACAAAGACAUGAAGUUGGGUUUAGUUUACCACAAAGGAAGUGGGCCAUCUUGUCCAUUAACCAAGAAAUCGAAGUUAAUCCGUACAAAGAAGAGGAUUAUAUUACGUCGAUCGUUCUCGAGGCGGAUUAUAUGCAAAAGAAAAUUACUUCCCAAGAACAAUAUGACACUGAUGAAAUGGCCAAAGAAUUUCUUUAUUCCUUCCCAAAUCAAAUGUUCACAGUUGAGCAACAAUUAGCGUUCGCUUUUAAAGAUAAGAAGUUACUAAUACUUUCAGUUAAAGAUGUUGAAGUGGUUAAUAUCAACUCAUUUAAACAAGGGGGCGAAGCCAAACCUAGAAAAGGCAAACUAGGAAAAUUAACCCCCAACACCAUAAUACAAUUUGAAAAAGCCGAAACUUCCUCGCUAAACCUCGUCGGAAAAUCCAAAGGCAAACAAGUACGCCAGUCCAUCAUCAACCCUGACUGGGACUUCCAAAAAAUCGGCAUUGGAGGCUUAGGAAAAGAAUUCAACGCGAUUUUCAGAAGGGCGUUUGCUUCCAGAGUAUUCCCACCUGAAAUAGUAGAACAGUUAGGGUGCAAACACGUCAAAGGUAUACUCUUGUAUGGCCCCCCUGGUACUGGUAAAACUCUAAUGGCUCGCCAAAUUGGAAAAAUGUUAAACGCGCGUGAACCAAAAAUCGUCAACGGUCCCCAAAUUUUGGACAAAUAUGUGGGCGAAUCAGAGGCAAAUAUUCGACGAUUGUUUGCUGAAGCGGAAGAAGAAGAGAAACGCGCUGGUCCAAAUAGUGGUUUGCAUAUUAUCAUAUUUGAUGAAAUUGAUGCCAUUUGUAAGCAAAGAGGGUCAGUGGCUGGUAAUACAGGUGUACAUGACACUGUUGUCAAUCAGUUAUUGUCGAAAAUCGAUGGUGUAGAACAACUCAAUAAUAUACUGGUCAUAGGAAUGACCAACAGAAGGGACAUGAUUGAUGACGCUUUACUUAGACCUGGUAGGUUAGAAGUACAAGUUGAAAUCAGUUUACCAAAUGAAGAAGGUAGAGUUGAGAUUCUUAAUAUCCACACCAGCAGAAUGAGGCAAUACAAAAAAAUUGCUCCUGAUGUAGAUACAAGGGAACUAGCAACCUUAACUAAAAACUUCUCAGGUGCCGAGAUCGAGGGUUUAGUAAGAGCCGCUCAGUCAACAGCAAUGAACCGUUUAAUCAAAGCUGCCAGUAAAGUAGAAGUAGACCCGGAAGCAAUUUCCAAACUACUAGUCAGCAGGUCCGACUUCCUAAACGCUUUAGAGAACGACAUAAAACCAGCAUUUGGCACAUCUUUAGAAAUAUUAGAGCAGUUUUUGGCACGCGGAAUCACUGUGUGGGGUCCCCCUGUCAGCAAUAUUUUAGAAGACGGUAGAUUGUUUAUUCAACAAGCGAGAGCACCUGACACCGCAGGUCUGGUUAGUGUGUUAAUCGAAGGUCCGCCAAACGCGGGAAAAACCGCUUUAGCCGCUCAGCUUGCCAAAGAAUCCGAUUUUCCAUUCGUUAAGGUGUGCUCACCUGAAGAAAUGGUGGGGUACACGGAAACUGCCAAAUGUUUACAUAUCAGAAAGGUAUUUGAUGACGCUUAUCGUUCAACGUUGAGCUGUAUUUUAGUUGAUAAUAUUGAAAGAUUGUUGGAUUAUGGUCCCAUUGGUCCAAGGUAUUCGAAUUUAACACUGCAGGCACUUUUAGUGUUGUUGAAGAAACAGCCACCACCAGGAAAGAAAUUGCUGAUUUUGUGCACCAGCAGCAGGAGGCAAGUCCUCGAAGAUAUGGAGAUGCUAUCAGCUUUCACUGGAGUUCUGCAUUUACCAAAUCUUUCAAAAGCUGAUCAUUUGUUGGCCGUGCUUGAAGCUUCUGAAGUAUUUAGUGCUCAGGAGUUAAAGAAGAUUAGUCAACAAAUCCACGGAAAACGCAUUUUCAUCGGUAUUAAAAAAUUACUAGCACUAAUUGACAUGACGCGCCAAACUGACGAGAAGUUCAGAGUAAUGAAAUUAAUAACAAAACUGGAGGAAGAUGGCGCUUUAGAAGAUCCCGGUAUGGCCUAAAUGAGUUAACGGAUACGUAUAUAUUGUGUGCACAUUCCAAAAAUUAGCAAUAUUUCCAGGAAUAGUCAAUUUUAAGCAAAUAGAUGCAGGUAACAUAAUUAUAAAAAAAUAAGUCAUUAGAAUCGUUCCGAAUGCCAGCUACAAGUCAUUAUUAAAACAUUCUGAAUUCACGGUGCAAUUAAUUGUUACCUAUUUAUGUCUGUAUUGAACUAUGUAUUAUUAUUGUUUUUAAUAUAUGUAGUGUAGACUAUUUGUUAUAUAUUUUUUUAAAAACCAUCGUCAACACAAGCCAAGUUUAUUGGUUCACAAUGUACCUAUGUGAUACGAAUUUAAUUUUUGUAGAUUUGUGUCCUACCAUGUGUAUUAGAGCGAGGUGAUUCUAGUGUAGGGGUGAAGCGUAGCAGAUAUUUAGAGUCAAUAAUAUUAAUGAUAGGAGUCCUUAACAAAGGUUUUUGUUGGUGCCGACGACAUUUUUGUGUAAAUUUUCAGUAAAUUAUUAGCUUGCACUGUUUAUCAAUUGUUGUUUAAGAAAUGUUGAAGCUGCGAUUGUUUGAUUUUCAUGAAUUUUUAAAUGACAGUUUUUUUUUGUUUUGUGAAAACUGUUAUUUAAAAGUUUGUGACAGCUAUUGUAAUUGUUGAACAAUACCUCUAUGCAGGUAGUGUUUUUUAAGUAUUUAUACACAGGAUGUUUCAGUGAUUAACUGACCAGUCUGUUAAUUGUUCAGGGAAAAAGUAAUUCAAGGAGGUACAAUUUUUAAACACCAAACACAAGUAAGUAUACCUUGCGGUUAAAGAAGUGAUAAGCACUAUGGCAUGUACAUAGUUUUGCAAAAAAUGAAACAUCCUAUAUAGUAUUGUUGUCAGUGACUAUGUAUAAAGUACUUAUUAAUAUAAAUAAGACUACAA